AUGCUCCCAAAGCGACUCCCGGCGGCGCUCCUCUCCCCGCCGACGCCGCCGUGGGUGAGAAGCACCGUCCCAGCAGCGUGUACGCCGCGGCGCAUCUCGACCUCGCGGUGCCUCUGCCGCGCCCAGGACCGCUCGCGCAAAGAUGAUGCUCCCACGCCCACAGACAGCGCAGCUGGCCAGCCUCCUGCUGCCCCCGGCCCAUCGUUGUUCGAGGAGCUCUUCCCCGGCGAGAAGAGCACCGUCGCCCAGACCUCACAGGACUUCAUCUCCUCCUCACCACCACCGCCCCUGACAGACUCACAAGUCGACUCAUCAUCAUCACCAUCACAACCAAGCCCCAUCCCCCCAGACCCCUCCCUAGCAAAAUGGCUCCACGACCCGCGCAAACUCGGGCCCAGGGUCCAGGGCAGCGGCCGGCCCCCUCCUCCAGCGGCCGCCCAGCUCCCCACCGCCACCCUGAUCCUGCGCGGCGCACCCCCGAGCCUGGACCCUUCGGACCUCUACCGCCUCGCCACCUCGUCCUCGGCCCACCUCGACGGCUGGGCGGGGGGGCUCCUCCGCGCGUCCCGCGCCCUGGACCCGGCGACCCUCGCGCCGAGGGGCCGCUACGCCCUGACCUUUGAGAACCGCCUCGCGGCCGACGCCUACCUCGAGCGCGCGCGGCGGCUGCACUCCCUCGGCGCGCGCGCGGCGCGCCCGGGCCGGGCCGUGAC
Messenger RNA from Thyridium curvatum, 713 nucleotides. RefSeq lists its product as uncharacterized. The transcript has a single exon. The record is from RefSeq and is a predicted model, not a curated record. The annotation marks the transcript as partial. Lineage: Eukaryota; Fungi; Ascomycota; Sordariomycetes; Thyridiales; Thyridiaceae.